This is a messenger RNA of Nezara viridula (southern green stink bug), 204 nucleotides long. The record is from the annotation of a GenBank genome assembly. Lineage: Eukaryota; Metazoa; Arthropoda; Insecta; Hemiptera; Pentatomidae.
AUGAGGGACAUUCGCUAUAAGUGGAACGAGGGCCCCAACUCAGUCGGUGUCUCCAAUGAGGUCUCACUGCCCCAGUUUAAGGUCCUCGGCCACCGGCAGAGGGCGAUGGAGAUUAGCCUGACCACAGGUACUGCAUCACCCUUACACCUUCCCCUAGGAUACGACAUCAUGAAACAAGGCUAUUUCACAUCUCCUCCCACCUAA